AUGGGAACGGGAAAGAUCGAGACGGCUUCCACCUUCACCGCCUUCGUUGCCUUCCAAACCGCCUUCGUUGCCUUCCAAUUUCUACCGCGUUUGGUGCAGAGUGCAUCUCUGCUCCUCAUCUCUUCCAGAAUCGCAGGGGAUCAGGGGGAAAACACUGCAGAGGAGAUCUCGUUGUGCUCGUUGGCUUUGUGUGGAAUAAUAUAUGAUGAUGGGUCGAUGAAGAAGACAACCAACGAGACAACAGAGAUGUGGAGGGAGAAAAUUGAAGACGACAAUUGUAGGGUUUUUUUCUACCGGUUUUGA
This is a messenger RNA of Lactuca virosa, 303 nucleotides long. Lineage: Eukaryota; Viridiplantae; Streptophyta; Magnoliopsida; Asterales; Asteraceae. The record is from the annotation of a GenBank genome assembly.